AUGAAAUAUAAUCUACUUUUUGGAGGGAUUGCAGAAAAGGAAGAUGAUGUGUGUGAGGAGACAGUGAAGGAGUUUAUAAACACAGAGAUGAAAGUCGAGAAUGCCAAGAAUAUAACAUUCGUGAAUGACCAUGGGAUUGAAAAGAAAAAUGACCCAAAACGGAGAGGAAGACCUAGUUCGAUUGUGGCAAAGAAAGGCAGAAAGGAAGAAAAAGUCCAAAGUUGUGUUGAAAAAAGUAUAUGGAUAGUUGGUUCAUCCAUUAUCAAGCGGGCAUUCCAACGAGCAAGCCUCUCAACUGAAAAAUCACAUCUGGGACUUAGACGUCUAAAUUAUCACAUCCUUUGGCAGGGCAAGGGUGGUCUAACUUGGAAAAAAUUGUUCCCUCGCAUUCAGUUACUAAGGAGGUAUGAAUCAUUGCCUGAAAUUUUAAUAAUUCACUGUGGGGGUAAUGAUAUUGGUAAUGUGCUUUUACUCGAACUUCGAUUGAGGAUGAAAGAAACAUUUCAAAGGAUUUGGUCUGAGUUUCCAAACACCCUCCUUGGUUGGUCUCAUAUUCUUCCAAGAUUUUCAUGGCAUUACAGUAAAAAUGUUAAAUCUCAAAAUAUUGCAGUCAAAAGAAUUAACAGUUUUAUGAGCAAACUGUUCGUUGUGAACAAUGGUUUCUAUAUCAGCUAUCCCGAGAUAUCUUGGGAUUCUAGCGGAUUGUUUGUUAACGAUGGAGUUCAUCUAUCUGAACUUGGCAAUGACUUACUAUUAUACAAUUUUCAAAGUAAGCUGCAACAAGUCUGCUCUUUCAAUGGCGAACGUAGGACACGGUCGAUGUAA
Messenger RNA from Ostrea edulis (European flat oyster), 825 nucleotides. RefSeq lists its product as uncharacterized. The transcript is spliced from 3 exons. The coding region runs from base 1 to 825 and encodes 274 amino acids. The record is from RefSeq and is a predicted model, not a curated record. Lineage: Eukaryota; Metazoa; Mollusca; Bivalvia; Ostreida; Ostreidae.